AUGGCGGGGAUGCUCUUUUUAACCCUCCAGUCCCUCGGCCUCGUCCCUGGCGUCACGUAUCUCGUAACCGCCAUUGGCGUCCUCCUGCCUUCUCGAAUACUUCGAACCAGCGCGUUCUUGGUCAAUUCAGUCAUUGUCUACUAUAGUAUUCGGUCCACUGCGACCAACGUCCCCGCCCAUGACUACUCUGUUGGUUCUGGUUACAUAACGCUGUUGAUUCAUUCAUCAGUUCUUUUGCUUUUGUCUUCGCCACGCUCCGAUUUUCGACAGCUCAAUCAAGCGGAACCGACGACGACGUUAUCGUGGUUACAAUGGGCGUUCGCUCUUCUUACCAGUCCUCGUCUGAUAGGAUGGACGACGGGGAAAGACAAAGAAGGCGUUCGCAAUUGUCCCCCUCAAUCAUCGGCUCAUCUAGCACCUCCGCGGCCAUCCCUGACAGAACAAUUCAAAACGGUGGGCAAUCGAGUGGCCGUUUUGGCCACCGUUCUAGCCAUCCUAAACACCAGAACCUUUCGCCUGAAUGUCGAAGGGGGUCCUCGACUCGUUGACCUGCCAUGGCUCUGGAAAUCGGUUUACGUUGUCAUUUGCGGCUGCGGGACAUACGCAGUGAUCGACGUAUCACACAGACUUUGGAUGUUGCUGCUGGUGCUUGCUCGCGUACGGCAGCCGUCGGACUUCCACCCCGUGUUUGGGUCAAUGGCGGAUGCGUAUACACUGCAAAGGUUCUGGGGCCGAAGUUGGCAUCAAAUUCAUCGACGAAAAUUCCUUGCCCAUGCGGAAUUCAUAACGCGGGACCUUCUCGGACUUCCAGAAGGCUCCACCUCAGCGGCAAUCAUCAAACUGUAUACUUCGUUCUUCGUUUCUGCCUUGAUCCACGCGGGCGGGGACUACGCAUGUCUGCGAGGUAGUUCAGUGGUGAAGACUAAUUACUUCGGAGGCGGGGGGAGCAUACCAUUUUUUCUCCUCCAAGCGCUUGCCAUCCACGUCGAAUCCAUGGUGAUCGCCGGUUUUCGAAGAAUGGAGCGUGCGUGGUUCAAUCAAGGAAUGAAAGAGAUAAGGGGAAGGAAGGCGCUGAAGCUUAUUGGAUAUCUGUGGGUGUGGGUGUGGAUGACGUGGACCGUACCAAUUGCCCUAGGUCCAUUGCUUGAGGGAGGCCUGGCGAGUAUAACUGUAUACUAA
Pleurotus ostreatus (oyster mushroom) is the source of this 1179-nucleotide messenger RNA. RefSeq lists its product as uncharacterized. Gene Ontology annotation, biological process: lipid metabolic process. NCBI's taxonomy places the organism in Eukaryota, Fungi, Basidiomycota, Agaricomycetes, Agaricales, Pleurotaceae. The record is from RefSeq and is a predicted model, not a curated record. The coding region runs from base 1 to 1179 and encodes 392 amino acids. The transcript is spliced from 3 exons.